CAGGGCCUCACACUGAAUAUAAAGCAGGUCACAAUGUUAGACACAACAUCGCUAACUCCAGAUCUCCCAAGAGCAUCUGAAGUUUUCACGGGUAUACUCACAGAUACAGAGAUGAUUUUUUCUGUCCUUCUUGUGCUGGGUGUCUGCCUGGUGCCUGCUCACUCUAAACCAGCAGGAGAAUAUCUCGGCAGUCCUCUCCUUCAAAGCUGCUUUCGGGAGGCAAAGAAAAUCGUGGAUGAUGCGUACAAGUACUCCAGAGAAGAGAGUCUGAAACGAGUCCGCAAGGAGGUGGUGAGUCCUCAUGAUGCUCUUCGUCUCCUGAAGCAGCCUCGCGGUGACACACGCUCAGCUGUGAGAUCUGCAGACUACAUGGCACAAACCCUCCGUCUGCUGCAAGAGAGGGUUCAUCAUGUGCACAAACGCUCACUCAACGCAACAGAUUUGCUCUCUGAUGUCGACCUGCAAAUGCUUGCCAACAUAACUGGAUGUGCUGCUCGAGUCAGACCUCCACAAUGCAGAACCACACCAAACCUUAACAAGUAUCGCACAAUCACCAGCGUCUGCAACAACCUAAAUAACCCACGCCUCGGCGCCUCCAACACCCCAUUUACCCGUUGGCUACCUGCCCAAUAUGACGACGGCAUCUCCCAGCCGACAGGCUUCAAAAACCAAAAAAUCAACAACUUCUUGCUCCCACUGGUGCGACAGGUUUCCAACAAUAUCCUAAACACAACGGAUGCAGGAGUGGUCAGUGACCCAGAAUACUCUCUGUUGGUGACCUUCUUCGGGCAGUGGAAUGACCACGACCUCUCCUUCACGCCUUUCUCCCCCAGCAUCCGCUCCUUUAGCAACGGCUUGAACUGUGAUGAGAGCUGUGAGAAUUCUGAGCCAUGCAUCCCCAUCCCGAUUCCUCCCGGCGACCCCCGCUUGCCCUCCAACAAAGACAGCUGCAUCCCUGCGUUCAGAUCCGCCCCCGUUUGUGGGACGGGUUACUCGGCCUACAAUUUUGGCGGAGAUCCAAACAAAAGAGAGCAGAUCAACUCCCUGACAGCCUUCUUGGAUCUCAGCCAGGUGUACGGCUCUGAGGAAAAGCUUGCCCAGUUUCUUCGCGACCUUAAUUCUGAUGCCGGCCUGCUGCGCGUCAAUACAGAGUUCACUGACAACGGCCGUGAGCUGCUGCCCUUCAACCCUCUCAAUGCGAACAUGUGUGCCACUCGCAGAAGAAUCACCAAUGACACGAAUGCUAAAGAGGUUCCCUGUUUCAUUGCAGGUGAUGGACGUGUGGAUGAGAACACCGCUCUGACAUCCUUGCACACGCUGUUUGUGCGUGAGCAUAACCGCCUUGCACGUCAACUGAAGAAACUAAACCCUCGGUGGGACGGCGAGACCCUCUACCAAGAGGCCCGCAAGAUCAUGGGUGCUUACACACAGGUGUUUGUGUUUAGGGACUAUCUGGCACACAUUUUGGGUCCCGAUGUGAUGCGUACCCAGCUUGGCCGUUACCCCGGCUACAAUCCUAACAUCGACCCCAGCAUCGCCAACGUCUUUGCAACAGCAGCUUACCGCUUCGCACACUUGGCCAUCCAGCCAUUCAUUCCCCGCCUGGAUGCAAACAACAGAGAGAACUCUCAGUUCCCCAGUGUCCCUUUGUUCAAGGCCUUCUUCACACCCUGGAGAGUCGUCUAUGAGGGUGGCAUUGACCCUCUGAUCCGGGGUUUGAUCAACCGUCCCGCUAAACUGAACGUUCAGGAUCACAUGAUGGUGGAUGCUCUGAGGGAGAAGUUGUUCAUGUUUGUGCAACAUCUGGCUUUGGACCUGGGCUCUCUCAACAUGCAGAGGUCACGUGACCACGGCCUGCCUGGCUAUAACGCCUGGCGCAGGUUCUGCGGCCUGUCUCAGCCCAAGAACCAGGAAGAGCUCGCACGGGUGUUGAACAACAACGUCCUGGCCCGCAGGCUGCUGCAGCUCUACGGUACCCCCGACAACAUCGACAUCUGGCUGGGAGGCGUGGCAGAGCCGUUAGUCCCGGGCGGCCGUGUGGGUCCUCUGUUUGCCUGCCUCAUUGCAGGACAGUUCCAGAGGAUCCGCCUGGGUGACAGGCUGUGGUACGAGAACCCGGGCGUCUUCACCCCAAGUCAGAGAGCUGCUCUGUCAACUGCCACCUUAUCCAGGAUCAUCUGUGACAACACCGGUAUCACGUCUGUCCCCAGGGAUCCUUUCAACAUUGUCUCAAACAGAAACCCGCUCGUCUUCUGCAACAACAUCCGAAGCCUGAACCUGUCAGCUUGGAGGGAGUGACCCUGCACAAACAACUCAGAUCUAGUAGAAGCCCCUAGCCCAAGAUGGCCUCCUGGACUGCCACCACUCAACACAAAGCCUCAUAGCCACAAUCUGCCUUCUCUAUCCACCUGGGCAAGAAUCAGAAUUCAUUCUGUCAUGUCACCUACAAUGAACAGAACCAUUACAGCACCAAGUUUACAUGUGCCAUUCCGGGUCUCUAUCAGUUUAGCUUCCUCUGCAAUCCUUCAUCGGUGCAGUAGUGUGGACUAACAACAAGCUGGUGCUGGGCAGUUUCAAGGGAGGUCACCCCUUGUCAUAAGGGGACACAGUAGUGGUUGGAGACAGGAGACAAAGUGUGGCUGGAGGCCAGCGACAGGACCAUCUGUCUGCUUUAUGAUCUGUUUCCAUUAAUCGGGUUAUAGCCUAUAAUAUCUUUUAUUGAUAAAUAACUUUGAGCAGACUUGGGCACACCAUCCAACUGUACACAUUAUGAAAAAUUAACACAUUUACAACAUUAAAUAUUACUUCAGUACAUUUGUUAAACUCUGUUACAGCGUGCAGUCUAUUGGAUUUGUCAGUAGCCAAUUUUGAUUGUGGGAUUUACUGAUUAUUGCGAAUAUUAUAUGCACUGAUGAGAUUGAAGCACGCCUUGAAAAUGAUGUGUGUUGUGUUCUGUCUGUGAGGUUUGUUUUACUGUAACUUUCAUAUCUGUUGUAUUUCUGCAUUCAAUAAAUUUAAA
Messenger RNA from Micropterus salmoides (largemouth bass), 3019 nucleotides. Its product is annotated as eosinophil peroxidase-like. Lineage: Eukaryota; Metazoa; Chordata; Actinopteri; Centrarchiformes; Centrarchidae. The record is from RefSeq and is a predicted model, not a curated record. Gene Ontology annotation, molecular function: peroxidase activity; heme binding. Gene Ontology annotation, biological process: response to oxidative stress. The coding region runs from base 34 to 2298 and encodes 754 amino acids. The transcript is spliced from 14 exons.